GCUAAGUGAAGCCGAGCAGAGAAGAAGUCUAAACCUUCUACAGAUUUGGGACUAGGAAAGGAGGAUCUCUGAAGAAACUCUGUAGUGCACAAAAGCUGCCACAGGGCUGGGUAAAAGGCCAAACAAGAGGAAUCCUUCCAUGCAAGGUCAUGAAACUGUGACCACAGGAAGAGCCAAGAAAGCAAGGGGGUGUAGGUUAACCAAGGCACCCAUGCAAACAUCAGGGUAUUUAUGGAGGGCAACAACUAUUCCUAAAUUCAACUGAAAUAUGAAGCCUGGAAAUCACCACCCUGAAGAAUACAGGAUUGCAUCACUGGUCUUUUACAGUUUUGUAUUCAUAGUGGGAUUGCUGGUGAAUGCCACUGCACUAUGGGUUUUCAGCUGCACUACCAAGAAGAGAACAACUAUAACUAUAUAUAUGAUGAAUGUGGCAUUACUUGACAUAAUUUUUACAUUUUCCUUGCCUUUUCGGAUAAUCUACCAUGGGAAAGAAAUGUGGCCUUUUGGAGAUACAUUCUGUCGGAUUAUCAGCGCUUUCACUAUAUUUUAUCCAGCCAUUGCUCUGUGGUUACUCACUUUUAUAAGUGUAGACAGAUUUAUGGCUAUUGUCCAGCCCAAACAUGUCAAAGAACUGAGAAACACAAAAAAAGCCAUGCUAGCUUGCACUGGAAUCUGGGUAAUGACCCUCGCAACGACGUCCCCAUUAGUGUUUUUACAGUCUGAUCCAGACAAACACUUUAAUUUCACCACUUGCAUAAAAUCGCUGGAUAUCAUCCAUUUAAAGGAAGUAAAUACAUUGAACUUUUCUCGCUUGAUUUUUUUCUUUUUGAUUCCCUUGUUUAUCAUGAUAGGGUGUUACCUAGUCAUUAUCUACAAUUUCAUUCAUGGCAAGACUUCCAAACUGAAGCCUAAGGCCAAAGAGAGAUCCAUAAGAAUUAUAGUAACUCUGAUUGCUCAAGUACUCAUCUGCUUUGUACCCUUCCACAUUUGCUUUGCCUUCCUGAUGUUGCAACAUGAAAGUACAACUUACAACCCCUGGGCAGCCUUCACCACCUUCCUCAUGAAUCUCAGUACGUGCUUGGAUGUUAUAUUGUACUAUAUUGUUUCUAAACAAUUUCAGGCGAGAGUCAUCAGUGUAAUCCUCUAUCGCAAUUACCUUCGCAGUGUGCGCAGGAAAAGUUUUCGAACUGGAAGUGUAAGAUCACUCAGUAAUAUGAACAGUGAAAUGAUAUAAAGAGAGAUAAAAAAAAACUCAGGGGACUUUUAUAAUGUGAACAAGUGAUUCUGUUUCUGAAUAGCAGCAUUUUGACUACACUGAAGAAUGUUCUAUUGCCAGAAGUAACAGAUAUAUUUGUUGCAACUUUUUAUAUUUGCUCAACUGCUUUUGUAAAUCUGAAAUUAGUUAAAACCUUGUAUAAGUGUUAAACUUUCCAAUGCUUUUGUCAUCUCAAAAGACUGUGAAUAUUGCCAGACAUAACUAUAAUAAAGCAGACAAUGCUGAAGAAUUAUGAUGCAACACAUACUUAUUUUUUAUAUUUGCACAACCAAAUGCUCCUGAAACUACUGUAUAUGCCACUUCUAAAAUUAGCUUCAUUCUCUCUAGACCAGUGUUAGCAUGACUCAAAGAGGAGCAGCCUGUUCCUGAAGGGCUGCACCCCAUGGAAGGGACCUACAGAGCUGACUACAACCCCCAUUCCCCACCCCCUUGUGCUGCUGGCAGGGAGGAGAGAGAGAAAUCGUGAGUGAAGUUGAGGCCAGGAAGAAGGAAGGGUUGGCUGAAGAUGUUUUUAAGAUUUGGUUUUAUUUCUAAUUACCCUACUCUGAUUUGAUUGAUAAUGAAUUAAACUGAUUUCACCAA
Molecule: messenger RNA, 1858 nt
Organism: Pezoporus occidentalis (night parrot)
Lineage: Eukaryota; Metazoa; Chordata; Aves; Psittaciformes; Psittacidae
Gene: GPR18
Product: G protein-coupled receptor 18
Exons: 3
Coding region: 269-1234 (321 amino acids)
Biological process (GO): phospholipase C-activating G protein-coupled receptor signaling pathway; positive regulation of Rho protein signal transduction
Cellular component (GO): plasma membrane
Molecular function (GO): G protein-coupled receptor activity
Source: RefSeq, a predicted model, not a curated record